UCUCAUUUUGCAGUUCACCCCGUAGCAAAGUAGAAGCAAAGCGAUAUUUUGCUAACAGUAUGAGUAAAUGGUGCACUUAAACAAAUUUUAUUGUGACUCAUUGUAGUGGAUUAAAACUUAAUACUAUGUCCAGAUAUAUACUACUUGAAGGCUGGCUGACAAAAUCGCCGCCGCACAGAAGUAUUUUCAAAACUAAAUGGCGAAAAAGGUGGUUUUCCUUGCGGCAGUCGAAUGAUCUUCCAGGGCAAUACUUCUUGGACUACUAUGGUGAGCGGAGCUGCCGGCGUCUGAAAGGCUCCAUAAACCUGGAUCUCUGUGAACAGGUGGAUGCGGGUCUGAUGACACAGAACAGCAAUACUCAGCUGGACCCUGCGGAGCGCGGCUGCGUGUUCUCCAUUCAGACAAAGGAGCGAACCUACCACCUGGAGGCAGCCUGCGAGGAAGACAUGGAGAAGUGGGUAGAUGCCAUUUGCAGAGUGUGCGGCCUGCGCGCGACGCUCCCCUCAGAGGAGGAAGAGAGGACCAGAAGUACAUAUCAAAACAGCACAAUGACGGUUAUGAAUGAUCAGUACGAACUCGCGGAAGGUACUGGACCCUACAUACCGAUAUCUGAGUGCAUUACUGGAGUCCGAGCGCCGGAUUCCCAAAGAACCUUCACCUUCGAUCCCAAUAAUAUCAUUAUUGGAUCGAAGUCUUCCUUCGACGCUGUUUCUGAAAAAAGUCAACAAAUAUACCUUAGUCAUCCCCAAAUUCGCGUUAAUAACGAUUUUUCUGAAAACGAGUCUAAUUUAAGUGACGAGGAAUGCAAAUCGCUUAAUGCUAGUCAAUCUAAUAUAGCAGACGAUUGGUCGCUCACGCGGACCUACAUAAGACCAGGGCCUCUGGAUCGCCUCGAACACUUUAAGGCCUAUAGCGGCGGUAACGUCCCAGUGAGGCCCGCUUUCGUUAGGCCGGAGAGGAAACCUACAGGCUGCCUGGGUCAGGCUGCCAGCUGUUUGGGUCAGUGUGAUGCCUCCGAGGAAGGUGACGCCUAUUUUUGUGGUCUUUUUUCAGGACCACCUGUACCACCGAGGCCGCCAAAGACGAUCACCCUCAGCAGGGAGCAUCGGGACUCCUACCAAGGACCAAGGCUAAGGGAGCCAGGAUCUCAUCCAAACCUCGACUGGUCUAACCCGCCGUACUCCUGGGAGGUCUCUUCCCGGCGCCUGUCGCACGUGCCCGCUACACAAUCGCUCGCUCAGGCGUUGCCGCUCACCCACGUGCAGAGCCGCGCGCAGGUGCACGUGCACACGCACCAGGCUCAAGUACAGGCUCCGCCGUACCAGGCACAGGCACAGGCUCUACCAUUCCAGUCUCAAGCGCAGGCUCUACCAUACCAGGCACAGGCACAGGCGCUGCCGUACCAAUCACAAGCGCAGGCGCUACCAUUGCAGUCCCAAGCGCAGGCUCUACCAUUCCAAUCUCAAGCGCAGGCUUUACCAUUCCAGUCGCAAGCUCAGGCUCUACCAUUGCAGUCGCAAGCGCAGGCUCUGCCUUACCAAUCACAAGCGCAGGCUCUACCUACGGUUAUUGUGCACCGCCCAAGGAAUGACGAUGACGACGAGACUGGCCUUGCACAUCCUAUGCAGCACUACUGCAAUCUAUCACUGCUGCCGCCAGCUGUUGACCGCGCGCUGAAGCCGCGCAUCGCUAGCACAAGCAUUGGCCACGUGAAUCAAGUGGGCCAGCUGUUCCAGAAUGCGGCCCAGCCGUCGACAAGCGUCGCUCGGACUCGCAGAGCCUCUGACGUUUUACAAUAUUUAGAUCUUGAUCUUAGCAGCCCCAAGAGUCCGGCUAAGAAUCAAGAUGGCGUUCGCCGCGUGCACCACGCUAAGUCCUUCUCCGCCGAAUCACGGGCCGACUACAAAACGGUCGACUUCGUCAAGACGGAAGCCUUUAAUAUUACCCGUCAGGAUGCCGAAGCAUCUAGAAGUGUGCAACAAUGAUUAAACCCCAUAUACGCGAGAGUAUACAAAAAAUGCAUUAAUAAAAAUGAUUUAUAUAUUCAUUAAAAUGUAUACUCUCGCGUAUACUGGGCGAAACCAGUGAUUCGAACAAUUACAUAGUGGACGGUCUAGCGUAAGGUUAGUUAUGUACAUAUCUGUUACCUUCGAGUAUUUUCGAUGAGUUGUUUCCUUUACGCAUUUCUAUGUACGUUUAUUGUAUUGUUUACUGUACGUUUUAUUUCCUAUUUAAUAUAUUUUAUAUAAGCUUGUUUAAUAUUCAAUUAUAUAGAUAAAUAUAAAAUUUAUAUAGCUAGCUAUAUACCUAUAGAAUAUAUUAAGAUAUUAGAUGUAUUCUAUUAUAGUAUAUUAUACAGUGUUAAGUUUUCACGCUACCUUAUUCAUUGCAUCACAUGACAUUAUGGUAUAUAUUUUUUUAUGUUAUGAAAUGACUGAGGUAUGUUUUACCAUCACUGCAAGAGAGUAUGGCAUAAAUGGAUAUAUUUUAAAAAUUAUUUAGAUAUCCAACUUAUCUAUAACAUUAUUAUGCUUUUAAAAAGUACUUAUGUCGAUUUAUGUUUCAUAUGUCUCUUAUAUCCUUAAGCUAUAUGCUGUUGAGCGUAUCGCACUAUUGUUCUUCGCUCAAUGUAAGCAAUAAAUAUGAAAAUUUAUCUCAAAUAUAAUAUAUGAGCAGUGAAAUGAGUUAGGGAUCAUGAUGUUUUGUUAUAAUAUGUAUUUUAUAGUCGCCAACAGUUGGCAGACUCUCUCCGUCUAACCUCUCGUAUUUGAGGACAAUCAAGCACAAAUUAGUAAGUAAUUAUUCCUUCACAUCUGAAGGCUGUAAGUAAUAUUCAAUCGCGUUAUCUCAGUUAUAGAAUCAAUUUGUCUUUGCGUCUCCAUAAAUUACCCUUCUAGCGUUCUUUUAAAGAGCCUACGAAUGUCGUACAUACGGUUAUAAUGCGCACAAAUUUUUAAACGUUUACGCGUUUAAAGACUUCAUUCAUUCUACGUGCGACAAAAAAGUCGUUUCAAAGUCGCAAGGGCGACAUAAGCGACAGGCCUGACUAAAUUGAUCCGUUGAUUUUUUAUAUUAUUUUUUCCCUUGCGGUUGCAUAUAACGAAUUUAUAUGUACAAUAAACCCCAAUAUUUUAUCUGAUUAAGCUUUAAUUAGGGAAGUGCUAUAGAUGUGUUCAUUUUUAUUUGAUUUCAAUAUAAAUUCGCGUUUACUUAUUUGAGAAUCCUUGUUCCGGUUGUUUGUCGAUUUUGAUAACUUUACAAAUUUUCAAAUGCGCACAAAAUUUGUAUUCGCAUGUGUAUAACAUGACGCAAAACGUUUUGUUUUGCGUUCAAUAACACGGGGAGACUGUUUUAAUAAAAAUUUAUAACAUCAUAAUUGUAUGUUAAUAGUUGAAUCUUAUUUUAAGAAUUCUAAAUUAUAAUUGUAUGGCCUGGUACGAAUAACACUCGAUUCAUGAAAACAGUUGUUUCACAUUAGUUUUCUGUUUAUUUAAUUUAUUUCUAUUUUUAUACAUAAUUUGACAUAUUUUACAAAUAAAACGAAAACGCACAUUAAAUUUGGUCAUGACACUCGUACUCUGCUCUAGUUGAAUGUAUAAAACAUUUAGCUAGACAUAAUUCAAAAGCGCUUUUGAAUAAUAAAACACAUGACAAUAUGAUAUAUUUAACAUCAAUUCUCGCCAAAGUCAGUUUGUUUUCCUUACACCUAACUUAUUAGCACUGGGCUAUACAAUUAUGAGCAUUGAAUUUAUUUAUGGAUUCUCGUCAUGAAAAUACGCACAAAAUUUAGUAAAAAUGGAACCUCUAUAACAUAAAGUAGUUACAUUAAUUGAAAAGUUUUAUAAAAUAAACUUAUAACCCUUGAAGAUUUUAUAAAAAUUGUAAUUUUUCGUCAGAGCAUAUAUUUCGGAACGACCAAUCUCGUUUAAUAUAUUAUCUAAUUGAUAGAUAUUAGAAAAAAUAGUGAGAUUUACAUUGUCCUAGUAUUAUAUCCUUUAUACCCUUAUAAAAUUUUAUGAUCAUUACUCCUUUACAUGAAAUGUAUUUUAUAUACCAAUUGUGUUGGUUAUGAAAUGUUUCUUUGGAAUCAUUCACAUUCUUAUUGGUCAUAGGACUGUAUUUUAACAUUGUUAUAUAAAUACAAUGUUUAGUUCAUAUUUACUGUAGGUCUAUCGCACAAAAGGAAUUGUUAGUUUUUAAUAAGUAAUAUUUUAUUAAAUUUUAGGACUUCAAUCAUAGGUUAAAUUUUUAACACAACAGUGAGACUUUUAAUAAGUAAUUGUAAAAAAAAAAAAAUUAGUGAGAUACAAGGCCUUUUAUAUCAUGACCCGUCUACAGGGAAUUCAGGAGCUGGCUUGAGCGGUGUUCAGGGACGACGUCGAAUGAUUUCUUAUUAUUAUUUAGGGUAUAGCCGCGUUUAUAUUAAACAUUGUUCUACCGGCAACUAGAACAUUAAUCGAAACAGUGUUGUUACAUAGUGAGAGUCGUUUAUAAAUUACUCAUAACACAAUAGUUUGGAGCUUUAUUACAUGUAUAUAUAUAUUUCUUCUAGUUUAUAUUAUACUAAUUUUGUUGUUGCCGUCUUCAAUAAGGUUUUGUAAAAAUUACAUAUGGCAUAGUAAGAUGUUGGUAGGAGGUACUGGUUUCGUCAUGAGAUAUGGAGAAAAGUAUAUUUUUAUAAAAGUUACAAUAUAUAUAGGAAAUAUAAUAGACCCUGUAUAUCGGAAUCCGUAGCGAUAAAAAUAUAUUCUUCUUAUUGGGUGAUAGUAAACCAGGUUGCCCAUAAAAAGGAAAGAUUUAUUUAACACCUAGAGUUUCGGUACUAUAAGGAUCACUAGAUUAAAAAUAAUAUGCGGGGAGAUGAAAGGGUUCCGCUUGUUUGUGCCUUGACCUAGUGAGAUGUAAAAAAGAAAAAUUAAAAAGAAUUAGUGAGAUUUUAAAUGAAUGUCAUUCGAUGUCGUUGCUGAUACCGUGAUCGGAGCUCAUUAAAAAAAUAUAUAGUUAUUUCAAUCAUCGCCAUGCUAUUUAUAGCUUGAUCGUUUAUUUGGAAAUUUUCUUUGCGCAAUCACUAGACCAAUCUAUAUUGAAAAAACAGUUCGUAACAAACAAAUCGUAACUACAUUAUCGGAGUCGAACUUCGGAAAUGUCACUCCUUGAGAUACAUUUUUUCGUCAAUUUUUUUUCUCACUUACACAAAACUAUAUAAAGGUUGGAACUAUUCUUGCGUCAUGAAAAUAGCCAAAGGAAUUGAUUGAUAUUUAAACAAAAAAUUAUAUUAAGAGAAUAUUUUUCAUACUACUUAUUAAUUACCAUGCGGUACUAGAGAAACCUAAAAUUAUACAUUUUAUAUGGAUUUGUUUAAACACGUUGAGGUGCGACAAUAAUGAAUUUUUGUCGGCACCGGUGCUCUUAAACACGUCCAAAAAGGAAUAGGUUUUAUAAAUUUUUUUAUUGCUGUAAAUCAUGAAUCUAAUUCAUUUAUAUGGGGUGACAAUCGAGUCAUGAAAUAGUUUUCUGAACUUAACAAGUUGGUAUGCAAAUGGCCUAAUGAGUCGUUGUUUUUAUAACCAAAAAAAUUAUUAUAUUUUUUAUACGGAACUGACUUAGUAUCAUAAUUCAAACAUUGCAAAAUCAAUACUUUCAUAAAAUACAAAAUUUAUUAGAAUGUAUUUUUUAAUUUUAAUUUAAAACAUGUUUUCAUGACUUCAAUGUCACCCUUUUUUCAGUAGCUUUUUUAUGAAACAUCUGUUUCUUAUUACAUUUUUACUUAUAAGAUAUGGACUUACUAUGAAAUAGCCUCGCUAAAGGACUGAGUAGUUUCUCAUCAUCCUUCGGUUACGUUACUUUAAUACUUAAUUUCUGAUCUGAUUUAAAAUGACAUUUUUUUAAUCAUGACAUAUCGAUCUGAUUUUAUAUAUAUAUUUAUAUUUAAUUAAACCUCUAAACUUGAUUUUACAAUGAUUUGCCAACUAAACAACCAAUUUUUACUAAAUAGUUAAAAAUGUUUAGUGGUACUGGAUGAGGGGUAUGAUUGGCUGAAAAUUCUUUUUCAAUUGGUCACUUUCAUCAACCUGUAUAUUAUAAUCAUUACUUUUCAAUGAUUUAAGCUUCGUUAAAAUUUAAAGUUUGUAGCGUAUUGUUUGAUUUGUAAUUCUUGCAAGUUUUUUUUUUGUCAAUUAUUUUUGUAUAUUAUUUCUUAACUUUAAGGUUAAUCCACGUUUAUAGUUAACUUCUAUAAAAUAUAAUUACGUAAUAUACAUAAAGUAUUAUCUUAUCAUAUUAUAUUAGUUAGUAAUAAUUUGUGUAAAGUAGAUUUUGUAAUAAAAUUCAAAAAAUCAAAAACAGUAGUUUUGUAGAUGACAUAAAAACUUAACGCACAAAUUUUAAGAUUUUUAAUAAUUUUAGGUAUGUCAUGUAUAGACAUUUUAUUAGAUUUUAAUGUUUCGGACCAUCAUUUUACCAGUAUUUUAUAUAAUUACCUUUAAAAUGGUUUUUUUUCAUGAAAUUAUGGUUAUUGGAUCAAUUUUUGAGUAUUAUUUUGAUACAAUUUUAUUUGACGGCCAUUUUUGAGUAUUAUAUUUAUUUUUAUUGUUUGUUAAUAAGUAUGUUUUGUAUGGUCUUUAUGGUUAUGAUAAUUUAAAUGUUGCCAUAAUAAUAAGCAUGCUAACUGUGCGACAUAACAAUGAUCACGUAAGUCUUCUUGUUAUGUGCAAUAUGUCCUGUAUAUAUUAUGUUUAUAAUUAUCUUUAAUUACUGCUUAAUUUGAAAUACCUGCACAUUCAUUAUAGCUUUAUGUAGCCAAAUAUUUUAUUUUGGUUCUAAUUUUAAAUUAGCAUUUUUAUCGCAUUUUUUUCUAUUAUGGGUUUUGUAAAUAUUAUUUUUUAGUCAAAUUCCUAACUUUUUCAAUGAUUACGAUUUUCUUAUCUAUUAUAUUAUAUUAUAGUUAAUUUGAGAUCAGGUUUUAUCUGAUGGCCAUUUUUUAUUUUUAAAUUAUUGUUAUGUAAUUAAUAAAUAUGAUUAAUUUUUUUUUAUUUUUGUUUUAUUUUUUGUUCUUUUCUUUACUUUUGUCUUUUGUUUUUACGUGGAGUGCUUUUCGAAAUGUCAAAGGUGGUAUAAGUUUCCUAUAUUUUAAUAACAUGUGGUUGUUUUUCGUUGUGAUUUUAAUGACCUGUGCCAAAUAAUAAUUUUCAUUAGACAUUAAUUAUUUUGUACAAAAUACGUUGAGUGAGAUUAGUUUCCUUAUGGGUUAAAUAUUGAAGAUUAAUUUUAUAUUUUUACACUGUAAAAUUUUGAAAUAUUUUGUAUAUCUAUUUUUUUUUCGAUAUUUUACUAGUUACGAGAGAAUUGUAAAUAGUCCAAUGCAUUUUUGAUUUUGUCUAGGAUAGAAAUAUGUACAAUACAUAACCUCGGUGGUUGUAGUUGAUAAGACCUCUUUAAAACUAUAUAGGUAACAAUAAUUUAACUAAUUAAAACAUUAAUAGUAUGUACGUGGUCUUAGUAAGAAGUAAAGUUUAUUUAACAUUUUCUGUACCUCUGCAUUUGAACUAAAUGAAGUGACUAUUUCAAAUAGGACUUUGAUAAAUUAUAUUCCAAUUUUAACAUUGAAAUAAAAUUUAUCAAAUUGACGUUUAUUGGUGAUAGUUAAAAGUGGAAUUGAGAAGGUAGAAACUUAGAAAACAGUAGAAUACUCGGUGGAAGUUAAAGGAUAAUUUUCGUCAUUAAUUUCGUGAUAAAAGUCCUUUUUUAUUGCAAAAAGGCAUUGAAAUUAAUGUAGAAAGUAAACUAAAGUGUUCCUCCAAUAUUCCGAGUAUGUAUUAGUUGAGUAAGUAUGUAUUAAUGAUAAGCGACACAGUAUGGUUCCAAAUAAGGAAGGUUUCUCAGUCAAAACUAUCUUCCUUUUCUAUCACUGAUUAGAGGAACGAACGGGUUCGAGUUCUCAAUCUAUUGAAUACGUUUGUUUUUUCCCAAUCGGUUAAGCCUAUUUGCCCGCCACAUUAGGUGCCGAGGUCUAACAGUGAUAAAAAUUGUUAUUAAAGCUUUGACUGUCAUGUAACCCAUAUUGUCCUAGGUUCGAACUAGGUACAGAUUUUUUUGGAUUCAUACUCUGUUGUAACUGCAGCAUACAGGAAAUUAGUACUUCAUAUAUAUCUGUGAGUGAGAGAGUUAUAUGUAUAAAUAUAUAUAUGCCAGCAUACCUGUUUACUGCAGUUACUGUUUAGUCGAUAAGAAUUAGACGCACAAAUAUUUUGAUCGCUUACAAUUAGUUGUAAGGUUACAUGAAGUGCUCAAUGUUAAUGGCUUCAAGAAGUUAUUAAUGGACACUGUUAUAGAUAUUAAUCUACGUUAAGGAUUAAACAUACCUAAUCAUUGUCAUUUGGAUUCAACAACUACACGUCGAGAAUUGGUUCGAAAGCAAGAUUCGAACUGAUAUUAGUGACGGUGCAGUGAUCAGUGUGUGUGUAUUAAUAGUAAUUAAUUAGAAAGCUUUGUCAUAUUUAUUUCUUGGAAUGUAUGCAUUAUCGAUAGCGUUCCUACAACGUAUUGAUAUUGAACUCAUAGGUAAUUAAAUUGAGCUCAUAUUAAGAUAAGUAAAAUAGGAUAGUCGAUGACGUUACCGAAUCUUUUUUUUAGUUUUGGCGCGAUACUUGCGGCAAUUCUAAUAAAGUAGAGAGUAAGAAGAGAACAACGUGUGUUCGGCGGCGGACGUCCGUGUCGGGGCGGAUUUAGAAUACUAACCCCGACCCCAUGUCGGUACAAGGGUGUCGUAAGAGGCGACUAAACCGAACGGUGGGAGGGCACCUUUCCGCCCGACUGGCUAGCUACCACCCUCCCAAGUGAACUGUCGAGGCUCCUCGACAGGAAGCGGGAGCGCCAGCCCUUUCCCCUUCCCUUCCCUUCCCGCCACUCUCCUCUCACCUGCACCUUCCCUAUCCUUCCCUUUCCUCUCUUCUGUCCUCACCUUCCCUCUCCUUUAUCUUUCCUAUCUUCUGUCCUAUCUUCUCUUCAAUAUAUAAUCGUUAGUUAUAGUCCUUUCUAUGUGUGUUUUGAAUAUCUCGAUGUUAGUUUGUAAGGCAACGCCCGGUAUCUGCAUGAAAAUAUGCAAGGUUAAGCGAUGAACGAAGCGACUGGAGGUGAUGAUUGCGUAUUCAAGCCGGGCGUAUUGGACUUUAGAUAUCGGGCGUUAAACAUUCAUUAUAGUCAGCAUUAUAAUUAAUUGUAAUCCAGUGUCAUACAUAAUAUAUAAUCUACUAGUUUGUAAACGACGGUGGUACGUAGCGCUCGUAUUGCUCGCCAACACCUUUUUUUUUUGUAAUGCGGGUUCAUCUACGCGCCACUGCCGUCUUAGGUAGGAUUCUAUUUUCACAAAUCUGUACGUGCCCACAAAUAUAUCUACAAAAUAAUUACGAAAGAUGCAUUCGUAGUUUAAUAUCACAAUGAUAUAUGAGAUGAAAGCCUAACCUAGCUAAGUUACCAAAGUAUUAUAGCAUAAGGAUAUUUAAUCUCUAGUAUUUAAGAAACGUGUUAAUCACAAUGUAUUGGAACCUGGGUGUAAGUCGUGUGGCCAAGGGAACAUCCAGACAGACGAGAGCACACGGAACAGCAUAAGAAGGCAUGGCCCUCGGCGAGCACUCAGCUAGUUUAUAAGAAUUUAUAUUGUAUGAGCCUUAGCUCAACUAUGUUUAAUCAUAAUACCCGUAAAAAGUUAAAACCUUUUACUAAUAACUUUUUCUUUCAUUUUGUCGGGAUUUAUCUAAUUUAACUACUUUUACUCUGAAAGAUUAUUUUAUACUAUUUACCUAUAUUAGUUUAAAAACGAGAUGAACAUGUUAUUUUAUACGAAAAUUAUAAUCAGUUUUCUCUAUUUUCAUAUGCGGGAUUUAAUAAGUGUCUAUUUAGAUGUAAUAAAAAUUCAAUGGAAA
Colias croceus (clouded yellow) is the source of this 9920-nucleotide messenger RNA. RefSeq lists its product as uncharacterized. The record is from RefSeq and is a predicted model, not a curated record. Bases 126 to 1985 code for a protein of 619 amino acids. Lineage: Eukaryota; Metazoa; Arthropoda; Insecta; Lepidoptera; Pieridae. The transcript is spliced from 11 exons.